AUGGGCGUUCAUGUGGUUUCAAAGCUGGAUAACCGCCAGCAUGCGAGCUUCAACCUCGAAGCCACUACUCAGAAGGAACUAUCGGAUUCUUCAGUAAGAAUUCGCACGCAGCUGAUCAGCCUCACUUCAAACAAUUUGACCUACGCCCUAAUGGGUGGAUUCUUGCAUUGGUGGGACGCAUACCCCGUAUCCGAGUCCUAUCCCGCACCAUACAACGAUUCCUUGGCAUGGGGAAUCGUCCCAGCCUGGGGUUACGCAACAGUAGAAGAGACAACGAUCCCAGAACUACCCAAAGGAACCCUCCUCUACGGAUUCUGGCCUACAACCAGCACGCCAACCGACCUAGAACUCAAACGCGGCUCACCAAAAGACCAUUGGCUCGAGACCAGCGCUCAUCGCCAACAACUAAUGCCACUGUACAACCGCUACACGGUAACUCGGACAUCGAGCCCGAUCUCCGAUCUGACGCACGCACCCAACCUCCCAGAUCCCGCACGGGACGAGCUAGACCGCAUGGCCUGGACCGCGCUGUACAUAGGUGGGGUAGCCGGGUUCGUUCUUAGCGAAUACGUUUUCUCGUCCAACCCGAACCAACCUCCCAUCCAUCCACUGGGGAACCAGGCUGGGUUGCACUGGACCCUGUCCGACGGGGAAUUGUCGUCCGCGGUUGUAGUAAACCUUGCCGCGUCGACGAAAACGGCCCGUGUUUUCUCGUACUACGUGGCGCGGAAGCUGGGUGGUUCCGCGCCGCUGGGCUUGUUGCAGGUUACGUCGGCUGUGGCGUCCAUCGAGGAGGCGGAUCGGAAUUCACCUACUGAUGUUCCUUCUAAGGUGGUUGGGUAUGGGGGUGUUGGUUCUGAGGAGUGCGCGGAGUGGCUGGUUAGUCGCGGGCCUUCGAAGAUUGUUAUUGUCGACUUUGGUGGUCAGGGAAAUGCUCUCAAAGACACGCUUUCUUUGAUCAAGAAUCAUGCCGAGUUGCAAUCCUGCAAGGUUGUCAUUGUUCAGGUUGGUAAUGAGCAGAAAGUAUACUCGAUGGAGGAGAUAAUUGCUGGGAGAGCGGCGAUGGCGGAGCUUGGAAAGGUUCAAUACAACACUUCUGGUGUUCAAGACACGAUACUCGAGUCUGUCGACCCGGAAACCUAUUUCAAAACAAGAGGCGAGCAGUGGGAGAAAUGGCUGGAUGAUCGACACUUGAGCGUGCCGGGAAUGCAGAUUGUGUUUGGCAGUGGUGUCUCCGGUCCUAAUGGUAUCGAGGGAGGGUGGGAGAGACUGUGUCAUGGACAAGUAGGAGCUGAAGAGGGGUUGGUUUACAAGAUGCAGUGA
Penicillium roqueforti is the source of this 1323-nucleotide messenger RNA. Its product is annotated as DUF2855 family protein. The transcript is spliced from 2 exons. Bases 1 to 1323 code for a protein of 440 amino acids. The record is from RefSeq and is a predicted model, not a curated record. NCBI's taxonomy places the organism in Eukaryota, Fungi, Ascomycota, Eurotiomycetes, Eurotiales, Aspergillaceae.